Molecule: messenger RNA, 2374 nt
Organism: Myxocyprinus asiaticus (Chinese sucker)
Lineage: Eukaryota; Metazoa; Chordata; Actinopteri; Cypriniformes; Catostomidae
Gene: ubtd2
Product: ubiquitin domain containing 2
Exons: 3
Coding region: 144-866 (240 amino acids)
Molecular function (GO): protein binding
Source: RefSeq, a predicted model, not a curated record
UCAAUCUCAAUCCCAACAGUGUGUGUGUGUGUGUGUGUGUGUGUGAGAGAGAGAGAGAGAGAGAGAGAGAGAGAGAGAGAGAGAGAGAGCGAGAGCGAGCCAGAGCGGGUCUGCGGGGGUAAGAGACGCUCCGUGAAACAUCCAUGGGUGGCUGUGUGGGCAGUCAUCAUGAUUCUUCAGGCAGUUUAAACGAAAACUCGGACGGAACCGGAGUUGCACUGGGGCGAAACCAGCCCCUGAAGAGAGAGAAGCCCAAAUGGAAGAGUGACUACCCAAUGACCGACGGUCAGCUGCGCAGCAAGCGUGAUGAAUUCUGGGACACGGCACCAGCAUUUGAAGGCCGUAAGGAAAUCUGGGAUGCGUUAAAAGCGGCCGCCCAGGCCUUUGAGAGCAACGACCAUGAGCUCGCUCAAGCCAUUAUUGAUGGCGCCAGCAUAACGUUACCGCACGGUGCUCUGACUGAAUGCUACGAUGAGCUGGGGAACCGCUACCAGCUGCCCGUCUACUGCCUUUCCCCUCCCGUCAACAUGAUCGAGGAGAAGAGCGAGCUGGAGACCAUUGAGGUCCCAGAAGCUCCAGCCAGUGAGGGCCAGGAGUGCCAGUUACGCCUGCGUCUCUCGACGGGCCGGGAUCUACGCCUUGCUGUCCGCACCAGCGACAGCGUCCACCAGAUGAAGCGGCGUCUGCAAGUCCAGGAGGGCGUGGCGGCCAGCACCCAGCGCUGGUUCUUCUCAGGCCGACCACUCACUGACAAGAUGAAGCUGGAAGACCUGAAGAUCUCCAGAGACUAUGUGGUUCAGGUGAUCGUCAGCCAGCCUCCCACAACCCCACCAUUGCCGCAGAACCCUACACCUGUGAUAAACUAAUGCCUCGCUAGGGGCAUGAGGAGAUCCGACUAAAUGGUGUGUUUGUGCUGCAAUAUCUUUAAGGAUCUUCAAAGAUUUCUUCAAUUCAGGAUUGGCCGUUCUUGAUUCUAGAGAGGAAAUCUCUGUAGGCUUCUCCCUUCAAACGCUCACUGCCUUUGAUCUGACUAGCUCCAGCUCUUCUCACGAUGUUGAGACUCCAACAUUCUGGUUUAAAGCCUCAGGUUUAGAAAACUGGAGCCAAGGCCAAGAGAAGUCCAUGGUUUUGGCGAGGGAAACUAAAUAGUGAUGGUUCUGCCUAAUAUUUGUUAUUUUGAAGAUUAUGGAGUUAUACACUCCAUAUUUGUUUCCAUUUUCUUGUGAUGAGAGAAUAUGUCUGCAAGGCAGACCAAAGUGUGGACCUACCAGUGUCUGUCAGAGUUUGAAAUCUGAAACAGAGUGAUUAGAGGCCAAUAAGGCUUUUAAAAAAAUAGGCCUUUUUCAUUGGAUUUCAACAAAAUGGAGGAUUGGACUAUUUGGUUGGACUAUUUUCUUAAUGUUCGUUUUUAUUAGAGACUCUGUAACCAAAAAUAUAUACAGAAUAUUAAAAAGUGGAGGCCUGCUACAUGUCGCAAAAAGCAAUGUGUUUUCUUUUUUUUAAUUUUUUUUUUAUUCCAGUUCUUCUUCGUAUAAACUUUCACCAACUUAAAUUCUGUUAACAACUUUUUUUUUUGUCAUAAAGGUUAGUUUGUUUGAACUUUGCCUCAUUUUGAGAAAUGUGCUUUUAGUUGAGAGAUGGCAAUCAUCACAUUUUUGCAGAUUGCUUUUAGCCCUGAAGAUAUUUUGAUCAAAAAUUCUCCCCCAAACACAUUUGACUCUCUCUCCCUGUGUUAGCACAAAAGUGUGAAAUUGGUGUCGCGGAAAGAUUUCAGUCAUUACCUGCGCAACCGUUCUGAUUCCAUGUUAUCGAGACGCUUUUAAGAAUUUAUUCAGCUCUGCUGGGUUGCCAUAAUGCUAAGGUUUUCCUCACGCAUCCUGAGGGUAUAUUAUAGGAGUAAUGGGUUAGAAGGGGGUAAUUUUUUCAAGUGAUUUUAUACAAACAGAAGAUAUCUGUUUGGCUGCAUACACCUACACUAUGAAGAGUGCAAUUUGAACAAAUGUGAAUGGAGAGAGGACAAGAUCUGUGGCUGAUUUCUCUGGCCACCAUGGCCAUAGAUGCCAUCUAAAUGUAGCUGUUCAUUUGGAAUGAAGACAUUCUCAUGAUUUACUCUGUAUGUUUUUUUUGUUGUUUUUUUUUGGCCUUUAUACAGCGAGGGAUGGUUAAUGACAGGAAAUGAUAGGAUCGAGAAAUGCUCCAAGCUCAAACUUGCGUCACCACGGCUCAACACAUCAAAGGAUGUGAUAACCGCAAAUGUGUUUUUAAAUUGCAUCAAGACUUGGUCCUGUUGAAAGAGAAUUUAAAAAAAACUGUUGCAUAUUUUAAUUACACAGAAUGCGUUUUUAAUUAAAAGAUGAUAAACAUUUGUACAAUU